Molecule: messenger RNA, 909 nt
Organism: Catharus ustulatus (Swainson's thrush)
Lineage: Eukaryota; Metazoa; Chordata; Aves; Passeriformes; Turdidae
Product: striatin-interacting proteins 2-like
Exons: 5
Coding region: 1-642 (213 amino acids)
Biological process (GO): cytoskeleton organization
Cellular component (GO): cytosol
Source: RefSeq, a predicted model, not a curated record
AUGGCUGUGUCUGUCAUCUCUGUCCUGGAUUAUCCACACUGCACAGUGUGUGACUUGCCUGAGCUCACAGCAGAAAGUUUGGAAGCUGGAGACAACAACCAGUUCUGCUGGAGGAAUUUGUUCUCCUGCAUCAACUUGCUGAGGAUCCUCAACAAGCUGACCAAGUGGAAGCACUCGAGGACGAUGAUGCUGGUGGUGUUUAAGUCAGCCCCGAUCCUGAAGCGUGCCCUGAAGGUGAAGCAGGCCAUGAUGCAGCUCUACGUGCUCAAGCUGCUGAAAAUCCAGACCAAGUACCUGGGGAGGCAGUGGAGGAAGAGCAACAUGAAGACCAUGUCUGCCAUCUACCAGAAGGUGCGGCACCGCAUGAACGACGACUGGGCCUAUGGGAACGAUAUCGACGCCAGGCCCUGGGAUUUCCAGGCAGAGGAGUGCACGCUCAGAGCCAACAUCGAAGCCUUCAACAGCCGCAGGUACGACAAGGCGCAGGAGUCGGAGUUCGCCCCGGUGGACAACUGCCUGCAGAGCGUGCUGGGCCAGCGCCUGGAGCUGCCCCACGACUUCCACUACUCGUACGAGCUGUGGCUGGAGCGGGAGGUGUUCGCUCAGCCCAUUCGCUGGGAGGAGCUGCUGCACUGCCAGUGACAGCCCCGGGCCCCGGGCUCGGCUGGGGGUGGGUUUGGGGGUUUGGGCACAGCUGGGGGGGAAAUGAUUUAAAAUGUUCAGAGAGAGCAAGUGUCGGUGUGCCUGGCAGAGAGCUCUUGGAGGGUGUGCUGAGACUGUGAAGGGCUGGCAGGGGCCAUGGAGAAGGUUCCAGAGUGAGCUCAGAGACCUUGGGGUGAGCAUUCCCAGCUGGAAUUCCAUCCCUGCUGCACUUCCCAGGCUGUGCCUCGUUGGUUCAGAGCCCUUGGG